Aspergillus novofumigatus IBT 16806 is the source of this 528-nucleotide messenger RNA. RefSeq lists its product as uncharacterized. The record is from RefSeq and is a predicted model, not a curated record. The transcript has 2 exons. Bases 1 to 528 code for a protein of 175 amino acids. Lineage: Eukaryota; Fungi; Ascomycota; Eurotiomycetes; Eurotiales; Aspergillaceae.
AUGAGCCUGAUUCCCAUCAUCUGCACCCACGAGGUGUCCCCUACUGUUAUCACGUCCAUCCUUUCAACAGCAUACGAGGCUUCAAGCAAAAUCGAUUCACCUCCAAGCCUUAUUCUUAUCAUGACAGCCGACGCGGCCGAACUCCAGAAGUACACAGAAGACUCAGUCACUAUGCCGCCGGUUGAGUCCCUCCAGUAUCCUUUCCUCGGCUGGGACAUAGGCAAGAUCGCCGAGUUCCUACAGGAGGACGCAUCAGAAACUGUAGUAGAUUAUACUACAUUCCUUGUUGCCGACGAGAAGACAGCCUCAGAUGAGGAUACCCUGCUCCUUAUUUACAGUAUUGAAGAUUCGCUGGAGAGUAUACGGCUCUGUGCUAGCUAUGCCAACAGUCAGGCUGUGUCAGUCUCCAUUGCAACCACGGAUGUGGGCGAGUUGUGGAGCCUGGCAGAUGAGGAUGGGGUGUACAGAGGUGGUCCGCAACGCCCGCCGCCCAGAAAGGGUGGGGAAGCGCCCAGAAAGCAGUUGUAA